AUGAGGACUUCAAUGUACUUCCGAUGGCUGGCAACUCCAGCCAAGGGGCCACAAAGCCUAAGCUGCGGCCUCUGCAGACACGCGAGCCAGAAAAGAAACGGCACUAAAAGAGAAGAAAGGGUAAUGGAAUUAGGCUCUGGAGGCCGCGAUGGAAAACUCCGGAGCUCAAGCCAGUGGGGAGUGCGCGUUAUCUACCAUCCCAACCGCAAGCAUCCGCAUCCCUCACAGCUUGAAGCCAUGGAUGGUCCAGCUUUGGGGGGUGGAGUGACCCUGAAAGAAGUGUUACAGGAAGACAAGACUGUGUUCUGCAUCUGGGAGUUGGAAAAAGUAUCUGGAAAUAAGUGUAAUGUUCUUUGUAUUAUUGAUCCAAAACUGUUUUUCCAGGCUUACUUUUUACAUCCUUUUUUACAGACAUACAAAAAUGAGGUGAAUGCACACAUAGUGAUACCUACAGAGAAAGAUCGGCCACCAAGUGAUGGAAGCAUUUCCUCUCCUCUUUGUGUAUCCUACCCUGUAAGCCAGAAAAAGAAAGAUGUCUACCGUACUAACCAGACCACCUUCAUCAUUGGAGAAACACCAAAAGGAAUCCGCAGGAAGCAAUUUGAAGAAAUGGCCUCUUACUACAAGUCAUCUGUGCAGGAAUUUGCUAGACAGGUAACCAGCACCACGUCUGAAGAGCGACAGAGGAUGCUCAGGGACUUCUACAGUCCUCAGCACCCAGAGGUAAAGGAGUUCUUUGUGAGUUCUGCUUCAGAGUUGAUCAGAUCUGUACACAAGGCAGAAGAGAGGAUCAAGAAUAAAUCCAGAGAAAAAGAAUCUCUUUCAAAAGAAAGGCCCUCGAAUUAUACUUUGUCAUGCAAUGAGCCCACCAACAAAAUGUCUCAAGUUCAAAACCCAAAACUAUGUAAAGGAAAGUCAAUCAGAUUUCAGAAUCAUGGUUCCCAUAGAGAAGAGACAUUUUCUAGUGAUGCAAAAAUUAAGAAAUCGUCUGUCAGCUUUACUCAAGAGAUUGACAGUGAGUGUAAUGACCACACACCCAAGAACACCAUGACACGCUUCUGUCCAAACAGCAAGUCUGAAACCCCAGAGAUAGAGCUAGAAGAUUCCUUAGUACAUCAGCAGGACCUCACAAGAGCAUGCAGUUCAAGAAACAGACCACUUUUCAAGUUGGGAAACAAAAGGGUAGAAAACCCAGUGUCAGAAAACACUCCUGUGGAAGGCUUACUUGGUGACACUUCUAUUCUUCAUGACCUCUUUAAAAGCCAUGGGGAAGGUCCCGCGCAGCUGCCAAAGAAUGUUCUUUCAGGGCCUGUGGCAAAAGCAAAGCAGAGACCAAAAGAUUUCUGGGACAUCUUGAGUGAGCAGAAUGAUGACAGUCUUAGCAAGCUCACUGACUUGGCAGUGAUAGAGACUCUGUGUACAAAAGUGCCCUGCUCCACAGCCUCCGAAAGGAAAGAUGAACUGGAAGCUUCCCUUUGGAAAGCAAAUGAGAAGUUUUUGUGGAAGACAUUUAACUCAGAUGAUGAUGAAAGCACAGCCAAUACACAGAGAGAAUAGAACCUGGAUGUGCCGUUAAACUGGUGUACCAAUGAAUACACAGAGAGAAUAGAGCCUGGAUGUGCCGUUAAACUGGUGUACCGGUGAAUACACAGAGAGAAUAGAACCUGGGUGUGCCGUUAAACUGGUGUACCGGUGAAUACACAGAUUAGAGCCUGGAUGUGCCGUUAAACUGGUGUACCGGUGAAUACACAGAGAGAAUAGAGCCUGGAUGUGCCAUUAAAUUGGUGUACUGGUGAACUGCCAGCCCUGUUUAUGGUACUAUAUGUAGGUAGCAUCCUCAACAGUUGUUUGCAGACUUGCUUACUAAAUUAAUUGCUGUAGGCUUAUUUUAACAUCCUAAAAUUUUAUCAUGGGUUUUCUUUCCCUCAUAUAUGUUUUAAUCACUAAUGCUCAAUUUAUACAGUGCUGGGGAUCAAGCCCAGGACUUCUUAUACACCAAAAAGCACUCUGGCCAACUCAGCUCCAUCUCCUGCCCCUGAUUCCAUCUUUGGAACAAAUGUGAUUGUAUCAUAUUAUAAACCCCUAUUAUUAAAUGAAGCCCUGGGCAUCUCCCCUCCUGUGUGAUUCUGUAACCUCUCAUGAAUGACUUGCCCUGUGUUUGCCCACUCCUCAUAUGAAAGAUAACAGGAUUGAGCCAGAUUAACAUAGCCUUCUACUUUUAAACUCUUACAGACUGUCCCAAAUCAGGUGGCAGCCACUGCACUCUUCUCGCUGGCAUUGGGAAGUUAUUGUUUUCCUUCUUCCUUGGAAUUAUGUUCUAGUACUAUUGAAUUGUUUUAGACAAAAGUUAGUAAUGAAUAUGUGGUAUUAUGUUAAAAUGGUAAUUUUAUAACUGCUCAGAGUAACGUAUAAGUUUGUGAGCUGUGAUGUUAAAGUAAUGGGAUUGUUAUCAUUGGCCAGAGUACCAACGCCUUAACUUUUCAUAUUACUAUGACUUAGUAAAUAUAAAUAAAGCUUUGUAUUUUAACUUUGUAUUUCUUAAAUGGAAGGAAAUGAAUAGACAUUUGAUUUUUAAUUGAAACCUCUUUCAUUGAAUUUAAUAUAUGUGGUUUACACA
Peromyscus californicus insignis is the source of this 2617-nucleotide messenger RNA. Its product is annotated as DNA excision repair protein ERCC-6-like 2. Lineage: Eukaryota; Metazoa; Chordata; Mammalia; Rodentia; Cricetidae. Bases 1 to 1557 code for a protein of 518 amino acids. The transcript is spliced from 4 exons. The record is from RefSeq and is a predicted model, not a curated record.